AUGGCUAACGUAGAUGCAGGGAAGGUGGUAGGACGUGAUUUUGGUCAGAAGGUCCCGCCACUGGCUCUUUUGCUGAAAGACAUACUAGCACGGUAUCCCGAAGGGGGACAAAUUUUGAAGGAGUUGAUACAGAAUGCAGACGAUGCCGGAGCCACUGAAGUGAAAUUUUUGCUUGAUGCAAGAGAGAAUGCAUACGGUUCGAAACGUCUGGUGAAUGAGACACUGGGAAAAUACCAAGGUCCUGCUCUGUACGCUCAAAACAAUGCUGUGUUUGAACCCGAGGACUGGGAUGGCAUCCAGAGGCCUUAUGACAGUGUGAAGAAAGAUGAUCCCAUGAAAGUUGGCAAAUUUGGAAUUGGAUUUAAUUCAAUUUAUCACAUAACAGAUCUUCCUAGUGUUGUUAGUGGGAACAAGAUUGCAUUCUUUGAUCCUCUCCAGGAGCAUUUUGGAGGCACAACUGGGAGACUGUUUCUAUUUGAGGAGGCAAGAAGGCAGGAAUAUGCUGAUCAGUUUCGACCAUUUGAAGUUCUUGAUUGUUGCAUAUCGCAAAAUGAGUACAAUGGUACCCUAUUUAGAUUUCCAUUGCGCCAAACACCAUCACCAGAUCUUUCAUCUAACAUUUGCACUUUACAAAGAAUGCGUGAGCUGUUCCAGUCAUUUCAAGUUGAUGCUCAUCUUGUUUUGCUCUUUCUCAAGACAGUAGAGGUGAUAUCUGUCUAUGAGUGGCUACCAGAUAAGAUAGCUGCUCAAGAAGUUUUUAAAGUCGGUUUUUCAGAAGUAACAAAGACAGUUAUUCGAAAAGAAAGGAAAGAUAUUGUGGGCAAAAUAUCAACAGGAAAACUUGAAGCAGGAUUUGUCUUGUCUAGCCCUUUUCGGGUAAGUAUUACAUGCACAUCUCAUAGAAAUCAUGCAGUCACUCAAGAGUGGUUAGUUGAAAAUUAUAUUAGUACAGCUGACCCUCAAGUUCAUUCAAUGGCAAGUAAAUUGGCACAAAUUCCAUGGGUGGGACUUGCUGUUCCAAUUGGUAAAAAAACAGAACAUGGAACAAAGUUGGGAAGGAUCUUUUGUUUUCUUCCAUUGCCACCCAGUGAUGAUGCAGAUAGUAAUAGUGGCCUACCUGUUCAUGUUCAUGGUUCAUUUAGUGUGGCUGAUAAUCGCAGAAGUCUCAAAUGGCCAGCAAAAGACAGAACGAAAGAUGAGAAGGCAGAAUGGAAUUGUUUGCUAGCUCAGCAGCUCAUACCACAAGCGUACAUUUCUCUGAUUCGUUGUUCCAUUGAACUUGAUCGUGCAUUGGUUUCUGUGGCAGAUAUUUAUGCCAUGUGGCCUGACAUUGACCGUGUACAGUAUCAUUGGUCACAGUAUGUGAUACCGCCUCUUCUGACCUCUUUAUCUCAGUGUAAAGUACUGUAUGGUCUUGGUGUGUCGGAAGGUGUAUGGGAAUCAGUUGAAAGUGUACUUGUCAGCGACAAUGCUGAGAAAUCACUACGUUUAGAUGAAUCAGUUGCAAUACAAGAAAUGAAGAGAAUUGGUCACAAAGUUGCAUUUCCUACUGCCAAUGUUGCAUCUUGUUUGACUAGAAUAGAAAAUGAGGAUGGUGUGGGUGGCAGGCAAAUAUGUCCUGAUUAUGUGAGAGAUGAACUGAGAAAAAGUAACCGUUAUGAAAAGAUGCAACCGCACAACAAAAUCCAAUUGUUGAAAUAUGUACUAAGGGAUUACCAUUUUGACAGAUUAGUUGGCUUAUGUUUGCUACCACUAGGUGAUGGGACAUUUACAACAUUCUCACUCUCAGGUUGUUCAACAGUGUAUCUUGAAUCUUCAUCAUGUCCAAGGUCACUGUUUCCUGGUCAAGAUGCAAAGUUUUUGGAUGAGAAGAUUGAUAAGGGUGUUUAUGCUACUUUGAGCAAAGUUGCUGCUACAGGGUUUACACAACUGAAAGCAAUUCAGUCUAGUGACGUACCAUCUCUUGUAUCCGAAGUGCUGUCACCAGUACAAGAGCUUGGGGGCUUAGCUGUAAAUUGUAGUCCUGAGAAAAUAGGAGAUAGGUUAACUGACAACUGGAUUGCUGAAUUAUGGUUAUGGAUUAAUCAAAACAUCUCUAAUGUUUCACUGAAGGAGUUUGAGAAUUUGUUUAUUGUUCCAGUUACCUCAACUCAUGGGGUGAAGAAGCUCAUGAAGCUGGUGUCUGGGUUUUCUGCAAUCUUUGCUAAACUUCCACAUUUUGAUUUAUGGAUUAAUGAAGACUUGGCAAGAGGACUUGAAAAUUUGGGCUGUACAGUUUUGUACAAUUCACCUGAGUAUCUUGUGUCUUGCAGUGACUUGUGGAAUACAUAUGUUUGUCAGCCAGUACACAUACUUACUUGCAUCUCUCGAGCAACUAACUUUAUCUCUAUGUGUCAUGUGUUAACUCAAGCACAAAGAAAUGAACUGCUUCGUGUUGUGGCUGCAGCUGUUCGAAUCAGGCAUCCUUCAGAUGAUGAAAUAAACGUUCUAACAGUUCUUCCUAUUUUUCGUCAAUGGGGAAAGGAAAAUCUUGAAUCCUUGUCUUCCUCAGAAUCCUGCAAUCAAGUAGCACCAGCAGAACUCGAGGAGACUCUACCCAUUCAAGCAACUCUAAUUGCAAGUCCUAGUUCAGAGACAAGUCAGAUAAUGGGGUUUGUUUGUGGUGCCUAUGAUCAACUUACUCUAGAAGAAGUUUUUGACGAGUUUGUUUUUAGUCAGUUUCAAAUGUAUACCAGUGAUGUCAAAGAGAAGCUAAUUAUGUUUGCUCUGGACAACAUUCACUUAAUGAGCAGUGAUGCUUGUCAGAGUAUGACAUCUCUUGCUUUUAUUAAAACUAGUGAUGAUCAACUAAGAGCUCCUAAUGAAGUUUUUAGUCCAAAUGAACGCUAUGUUUCAGAGUUAUAUGAAGAUCAGUGUGUCUUUCCUGUUGGCUCUUUUGCCUUGAACAGCAAAUAUGGUGAUUUACUCUAUCAACAUGUUGGUCUUCGAAAACUGAGUGAUAUUACUGCAGAUGAAUUGUAUUUUUUGGCCGAACGUAUUGCUGCAAAGAAGAGUAAGCCCAUGGCGAAAACUCUACUGAAAGUACUGAAUAAAGAGGAUUGGGCUCAACAACUCUUACAAACGUAUAGAAGUAAUCAGACGAUAUGUUGGCAGGCAUUGGCUUCUGUAGCUUGGAUACCCGUCAUUGAACACAGUUCUUCUAUUAUUGCAUUUGGUAUGCCGUGGACUUGCUCUAGUCCAACUUGCUUGCCUAGUUGUGUUGUUGUACCAUCUGUUGACCUCAGCUCGGAAAGGCUUCAGUUGGCAGUUGGAACUCAGUUGGCUAUCCUUGACUAUACAUCAGUUAUAUCUCCAAGUGUAGUCAACUUUCUUUCGUGUGCUUCCUUGACUAUUGUUUAUGAGGCAGCAAUCAAACAACUUAUUGUAGCUCACAAUCUAUGGAAAACCAAAUCAAUCGAAGAAAGUGGGCGAGAAAAGUUUGACAGAAUGCUUCAAGAAGUCUUCAGUACACUGGGAUCUGCUUUCUGUAGUUCGUUUGCAACAGUUAUUUUAGACGGUCUCAAGUCUGCACCUGCUGACUGGGUGUGGUUGAAUGGAUCACAAGGUUUUAUACGUCCUGAACAAUUGGCUGUUUCCAGCGCCUUUCCCGGAUCACUAGAGCCAUGGCUUUAUGAAAUUGGGCAUUAUUCUCAUUUGAAUGAUUGUAGUACACUUCUCAAGACAAGUGGAAUGAAAUCAAAGUUUGAAGAAGAAGACAUUCUGUCUGUUUUACCUUCAAUGAAAGCAUUCUAUGAUAGCUCUACUUUCCAAUUGGAGCACAAGAAGAUGGAACGUGACUUAGAACUGACAAUUACAAUUCUCAACUUGUUGACUAGAGAUCGACCAAUCCUUCCACGAAGCCUUCAACAAAACUUACUUGUUCCUGUGGACAGGGAAGACAAUGUUCUAGAAUUGUGUCCUUGCUCAGAAUUGAUGUAUUGUGAUGCUGAGUGGCUUCGUCGUAGUGAUGACUUAGAAGUUGCAGAUUAUCGCCUUAUUCACAAGCAGGUAUCUUCUGAUACUGCGUACAAAUUAGGUGUGCCAUCUCUUAGCAAUCGUCUGGCCCCAUCCGAGGAGCUACCUUUCGAACAGUUGGGACCCCACGAGUCACUGACUCUAAGACUGAAGAAUAUUUUGAAAGAAUACAAAGACGAUGCUGGAAUAUUCAAAGAAUUGCUUCAAAAUGCUGAUGAUGCUGAAGCAACGAGCGUCAAGUUCCUUGUAGAUUGGAGACAACACGAUCAAUUUAAAAGUUCAUUGCUUGCUCCAGGAAUGAGCAAAUGCCAGGGACCUGCCUUGUGGGCUUUCAAUGACUCUGUGUUCUCUGACGAUGAUUUCGUCAAUAUCUCAAAGCUGGCUGCUGCUACGAAACAAUCAAAACUAGAAAAAAUUGGACGAUUUGGAUUGGGUUUCACAUCUGUCUAUCAUAUAACUGAUGUGCCUAGUUUUGUUAGUCGUCGAUAUGUGGUGAUAUUUGAUCCUCACAAGAGUCAUCUCGGAAAUCACAUCAGAAACCCAUCUCAGCCUGGUAUCAAAAUUGACUUUGUGCAAAGACCCAUUGGCCAGCGAUUUCCUGAUCAGUUUCAACCUUAUGGUGAUGUCUUUGGAUGCAACUUAGUAAAUUGCGCUGAGUUUAAUGGAACUCUAUUUCGCUUUCCUUUUCGAACUAACGAACAAGCUGCUGUGAAUGAGAUAAAGAAUGAAGCCUAUGAUGAAGAUCGAGUUAAAGCGUCAUUGCGAGCAUUGCAAGAAGUGUGCGGAAAGCUGCUAAUUUUUCUUCAACAUGUCAAGUCGGUUGAAGUGUUCGAAUUGAAGUCAGAUGCAGUCAGUCCUUCAGACAUGAGACAGAUUUUGUCUGUCCAAGCAGGAGCAGAGGCAUCUAGCAGUCUUUUGUCUCAUCAGGAAUUGUUGACGUCCAUAUGUAGUCAAGUAGAACGAGGACGUUUCGAAAAUACUGCUGGUUGUUCGUCAACUUGUGCAAUCAAAUGGCGUAACUUUCAUACAAACGAGGUGCGUAUUGCAAACUGGUUGGUUUCUUCAGAUGGAGGCAAAGGCGAUGCUUUUCAAUUUUCGCGCGAACAUGGUGGUCAUGAGCGUAGAUUUGUUCCGUUUGCCAGUGUCGCCGUUGAAUUGAGCGAGAAUGGUGUACCUUGUGCUGUUGAUGGAGAAACGUUUUGUUUUCUUCCGCUCUCAGAAAGAACGGGUUUGCCUUUGCACGUAAAUGGUAUGUUUGCCGUUCUAUCUAAUCGUCGUGGUAUCUGGUGGCACGGAACAGACGAAACACGAAUUGGAGGCAAAACAGAUGUUGAAGCAGAAUGGAACGAGAAUUUGAUCAGUGAUUGUUUGGUUGAGUCGUACAUCUUGUUGUUGAAGCAUUCGUCUGACCGUUUAGACUACAGAGAGGAAGUUCACAUUGAUUCAUCGCAUUAUUACGCUUUGUGGCCCAAUGAAACGAAUCUUCAUCAUGCAGCUUGGGCGACUUUCGUUUCUCAGUUUUAUAAAAACGUUGUAAACGGAACUGAGACGCUCUUUCCCAGCAUGAGCAAUGAUGACUUCAAGUUGAUUUCACUACGUGAUUGUGUGAUUUUAUCUAAUUCUGUAAGGGAAAUGUUGCCACACGCACAACAGAUCAUGAAACAAGUUUGUCCAAGCUAUGUUGAAUUGCCAAAACAUGUGUGGAAUGGUCUUCACAAAGCUAACAGUAAUAUAAUGGAAACUGUAACUGUUGGGGAAGAGAAGUUUAUUUUGAAAUGGUUUGCACCUCACGUGCAGAAAAUGAACUUUGAGAUUCGGGAUGAUUUGUUGAAGAAAUUGUUGACUCGUGUUCUUACGACUGAUCAUCUUAUUUUCUGUCUGAGCAACUUAGCUAUAUUUCCAUGUUGUCCUGAUGGACAAAUGCUACGCGCUGCAUCAGAUAUGAUUGACCCCAAUUGUGAUGAAGCUGAACUAUUUGAAGAGGAAGAAAAGAAGUUUCCUGUUGAAUCAUUGUGUGUCAGCGACGAGUUAGUUCUUGCUUUUAGAAAAUUGGGAAUGAAAUCUACAGGUUCCUUUACUUGGGAGAACGUAGUAGAGAGAAGUGCAACUGUGGAGACAUUGGAGAAAGUCAGUCACACGCAAGCGAACCGGAGAAUUGGAGCUCUAGUAAAGCUUAUUGAUAGUUUGUGUAAGAAACCAGAGCAGUGUUCAGUUGAUCACUUGGAGCUGCUUAGAAAUACGCCUUUUCUAUUGGUAGAAAGCUGUCCAAAAGAUUACCCAAUUGUGUGGUACGCGGAUCAACAGCGCGAUCGAAGGGUUGUUACUCCUGUUGAAGGUUACACUUGGAAAUUUAGAUACGCAGUUGGCUCUCAGGCAUAUAUUAUUGAUAGUUCUCUUCAUGGUGUUAGGUUUUCUGCCGUGAUUGAUUUGCUAGGUCUCAGUUCCUUACCUCCUUUGUCAAUGUUGAUUAUGCAAUUAGACUUGGUAAUUGCAGCCUUUCAAGAAGUUGGAACGAACACAUCAUCUCUUAUGGAAAUCAUUGACAUGUUGUACAAAGAUCUGCAGCGCAGAUACGACGAAGAUGAAGCAGACGAUAUUGUGACUCAACUUUAUGGCAAGACGUGGAUUGUUGUGGAAGGUCAUGCAAUGAAGUCUAACCAGUUGGCUUUUGAGUGGAGGAAAAGUGCACCACCGUAUCUUUCCAGCGUUCCGAGUGAACUCUCACACAUGAAGAGGUUGUUGGAAGAUACCGGAGUGCAAAAGGUAUUUCAACCUGAACAUUUCGUUAUUGCAUUGCAGCAAAUUUGUGCAGCAGCAAAUGGAAAACGACUGAGAGAACCACUUGUUAGUUAUGUUGAGCAUCUAAUUAUUCCUGAGUUUGCUAGUUUGACUAAGAGUGACUUGAAAAUAUUUCGAGGUAACUUGGAAGUUCCUUUGUUAUCGGAAGAUGGGCGUUUGAUUGCAGCUUCCGAGUUAGCGUACAAUGAUGCUCCGUGGAUGGAUAGUUUGCUAACAGGAGAACACGUGUACGUGCAUUCUUGUGUACCGCGAGUUACUGCAGAGCGUCUUGGAGUAAAACUAGUGAGAGACACGGUGCUUGACAGUUACGCUCGUGAUAUACCUGGCAUAGAAUUUGGUCAGCAUGAGUCUCUUACGAAGCGCCUUAAGAACAUUUUAGAGGGCUAUCCAGCUGACGAAGGGAUUCUGAAAGAACUACUGCAAAACGCUGAUGAUGCCAAGGCGACGGAAAUACACGUUAUCUUAGAUCAACGGCAGUACAAGAGAACACGUGUAUUUUCUGAUCGUUGGAAGUCGUUACAAGGGCCUGCCAUUUGUGUGUACAACAACCGACCGUUUACUGAUAAAGACAUCGAAGGAAUUCAGAAUCUUGGAAGAGGUAGUAAAAGUGAUGAUCCUUCACUUACUGGACAAUAUGGAAUCGGUUUCAAUGCUGUCUAUCAUUUGACUGAUUGUCCAUCUUUUCUUUCUGACAACAAAAAACUUUGUGUGUUGGAUCCUCAUUGUCGUUACGUACGUGGAGCUACUAAAGAGAGACCGGGAAGGUUGUUUGAUACAGACGAAAAAUUUUGGAAUCAGUUUUGUGAUAUCUGGGAUUGCUACACAUCCAUUGAUGGAAUAACAUUGGAAGGUGGAACUCUGUUUAGACUUCCGUUACGAACGAAAGAAAUGGCAGAUAUCUCAGAAGUUAGCGAAAACGUGUUCGACACUAAACGUGUAGAGGGGCUGAUGACCAUGUUCAAGGAAAGCGCACCGAGCAUGUUACUGUUUCUCAACAACAUUAAAUGUAUUAAGUUGACUUCCAUCUCCAAGGAUUCUUUAGGCAUUAAGUGUUAUGAAGUGAAGGCCACUCUUUCUUCUAGGGCUGAAGAAGAACGUCAGAGAAUGUCAAAGAUAGUUGCAGACAGUAAGUGCAAACCAACAGCCGACAUUGAGUACGCUACUGCGUUUUAUGAACUUGACAUACACGAGUCUGAAGACUUAGGGAAAGUGUGCAUGUCAGGACAUGCACCGAUUGAAGAAGGACAAUGGCUAGUUCAUCAUUCUAUAGGGAUACCGCAUCGUCAUGACUCAGUGUGUGUCGAAGAAGGCUGUAGGAUGUCUUUGCUACCUCGUGUAGGAAUAGCUGCUCCUAUAAGGCGCCGUCUUCGUCCUGCACAAACUAACUUGUUCUGUUUUCUGCCUCUUCCAGUGAAGUGGAAGCUCCCUGUUCAAAUAAACGGUCAUUUUGCUUUGGAUUCAACGAGACGUGCAUUGUGGUAUGAUUCAAAAGAGUCACAUCGGUCGGUCAAGCAGAGAUGGAAUGAAUGUCUCAUCAAGUUUGUAGUGGCACCAGCGUACGCCAGAUUUCUUAUAGAAGCUCGCCGUUUCGUGACUAUUUAUCAAGAAGGGAUUGACACACAUGCCUGUUUACGUAAGAAUCUGGAAUGGUUUCAUCACUUGCUACCUUUGAAUAUUGGUAAGGGUAGUGGAUUGGCGUAUUUGGAUUUGCUCGUGCAGGAAUUGUACGUAUACAUCAUCGAACACAAUUACCGUUUAUUGCCUUACACAGGAGAGCCAGCUGUUCCUCUUCAUGAAUAUAUCAGAAAGUCUACUGAAGAGCAGCAGAAGGUAAUGAAGAAGCUGCUUCCAGCAGAAUCUGGUGAUAUCAAAUUCGCAUCACUUGAGUGGCUUGAAAUUGGAAAGAAAACAGAUACUGGUAUGUUGACGGCGUACUUUUCUGGUUUUGAUAACGAAGAUGGAGAUGGCUAUGCUCUUAACGUAUUUCUAUUGCGAUGCGGAUUUCCUAUUGUACUGUCGCCGCCUACUCUACAUGCUGCCAUUUUAAAUGCAAAAAAGGAUGCAAUUGUUGAGUGUGUAAAUCCUGAAGCAGUACAUAUGUUUUUGAAAAAUUAUCAAACGGCUGGGUCUUCCUGUCGGCUUCAACUUGGUAGCGUAGAAGACACCAUUUUGAAGAGUUGUGAAGCGGUCAAAUUGUUGCUCGAGUAUGUGUUGAAAGCAAGUAUUAAAAUUAAGCGUGAUACGACUAGUGAUGCGAAGUGUGAUACAAGUUACUUGAGUGGUCUUCCUCUUCUUGUUACUGCUGAUGGUCGACUAUGCCAGUUUUCUACAUCUUCAACUGUAUUUGUUUCUGGGUACAGUAGUCUUUUACCUAAAGGUCGGCACUUGUUUGUGCACCGUGAGCUUCGCAGUACGGUACGAAGUUUUACAGAUCCCGUCUGGAAGAAACUGAGUCCUAGUGAUUUGGUUCAUUACUUGCCGGAUCAAGAUAUAUUUCCUCCUGACUGGUUAGUGAGUCAUCACUACAGGAAGUGGGACCCAGACGUCGGUCCAAGUAAGGAGUGGAUCACUAAACUGUGGUCGUAUUUGAUGAAAUGCACAAAGUUGAGCAACUCUAUUGAGUGUUUGAAAGCUUUACCGAUCAUUUCGGUUGGUGAUGGUAGUAUGUUGGUUCCGCCUUAUUUGUCAUACACUGUAUUUUGGUCAUUACCAACGACAUCGCAAUCACCGUUUGCAUACGUGUGUCAAGCAUUGCUAAACCUUGGUGUUGUCUAUGUGGACUCGUUUAUUACUUCUCAACUUCAAGAACAUCAUUUAGAGCGAGUUUUAAAAUUUGCAGUUAUUGACAACGUUCUCUCGGUAGUGAAAGCACUUCAGUAUUUAUAUACUAGCCGUUGUCCGGAAGUAACGUCAGUCAGCGAUGCAGAGAAAAUUCUUAAGUAUUUUCAAAACAGUACUAUGGAUUUAUUAACCGUCAACAUCUUACGACAACUGCCAUUGUUUGAGACCGUGGAUAGGAAGCUAGUGGCUGUACCAACAGUUAGUAAUGCGUGCACGUUGUUGGAUUUGCCCGACUCUGGAAGAGAUAAAUGGAUGUCAAUUGCACCUUGCAUUUUUCUCCACCGCAAGAUUCUAUUUGACGAUUUAUACAAAAGACUCGGUUUACAUGACAAGUCAACAACUGAUGUAUACUUAAACUACAUUUUACCGUGUUUUAAUCGUAUGUCUCAAAGUGAUCGUGUUGUACAUCUAGUUUUCUUGAUGAACCUCGAUGUUAUUGAAGCGAACAAAUUAACCCCGUUCACUGUCCGUUUACGCUGUACGCCUUGCUUUGACUACGGAAGUGAAAUCAGAAGAGUUUCAGACUUUUACCAUCCUGGAGUUCAAGUUUUUGCUUUGAUGCUACCGAAUGAGAAGUUUCCUCCCACACCUCCUGAAUCUGUUCUACCUUCCAAUGAAACACCAAAGUGGUUGUUAUUUCUUAUAAAAUUAGGAUUAAAGAUGGUGUGCUCUACUUCGGAAUUUCUUGAUUUUGCUGUGGUAUUGGAGGACGAGGCGUUGACUUGGAAACAAGAGGGGCGAGAACCGGACGGCUACGAGGUUUGGAAUAAAACAUCGACUGCAAUGGUGUCUCAUCUUGCGGACUGUAUGCAGACGUUUUGGAACGAUCGUAAAUUUAUAUCAACAGUCCGGGAAAUUCGGUUCCUUCCGGUAGUGACGGUUAGCAGGGAAUUGGAGCAACUGGCUUUGCCGUUUUACAAACGCGAUAAGGCAGUCAACUACGCUACCAGUUAUAGUGAAGGAGUAAAGUUUUCUAGAGACAACGAAAAUCUCUGUUGGACUUCUCAAGCGUUGGUAAAGGAACCAUGGUCGCAAUAUCAGAGAACAGAAGUUCUUCGUCGUGGUCUUAGUAUUCAAAUGAUUCCUAGUCUUACGUCAGUGCUCUCUCAUUUUUGCUACUUAAUUGACGCAGCCAAACAAAACAUUCAGCCCGAGAAAGAGGCACCAAAGAAUAUUGUUAACCGUUUGGUAGACAGUCUGUCUUUUGUAUUUGGCCAUCUAAGUAAAAUUUUCUCUGAUUCCACCUUACCAGAGCUUUCGCCAUUUGCUGAUUUACGUAACAACAAGUGUUUCACGAAAGGCCUUUCAGCUGACUGUGGACGAGUAGUCGAUUUCUUGACAUCACGUCAAUGUAUCUUUCUAAAGGACAAACAGAUGUUUGUUAAACCUCAUCAAUGUGUUGUUGUUAUUCGUAAUGAAUUUCAUCCUUAUCUCUUUCGCUGUCCUUCUUAUUUGGCACCAUAUCAUCGCCUGCUGAAACGAAUUGGAGUGGAAGACGAAGUACGUCCAUUUCAUUGUGCCAGGAUUUUGGAAUCCAUUCAACAACAGUGCCGCUAUGGUGAGGACGAGUUACCCGGAGAUGCUAACAUGUUGCAGCCUGUUGUGAAACUGUUGUUUGAAACACUGAAAUCUGAAAUUAGAUCUGUGGCUGGAAAGCCGAUUAGAUUUUCUCAAGUUGACAUAAAGAUUGCUCUUAAGCCUCUCUUCUUGCCAAGUCGUGACAACAUGCUGGUAUCAUCACAAGAGCUUGUGUAUUUGGAUUUGUUUCAUUUGGAUAAACAGGUUGAAGGUCUUCGCUAUCAGUUCCUGAUAGAUUUGAGAAGGUGUGGUCUCUCUUCUCUUGCUGAAGAGACCGUUGACCUUCUUCCUGAAAGCAUAAGACCGCGCAAACUGUCGACGUUGACUGUAGAAGUUUUAGAUCCUCAGUGCCGUUUAAGUAUGAAUAAGGUGGUUUUACAAGAGGAGGACGUGAGUGCUGCAGCUGCAAUGUAUGAGGAUCAUUUGACUUCUAGUUACUUUGUUAAAGGAAUUCGAAGUAUUUACAUUAAUAGCAGAAAGGAAUCUACCAUUCCGGAAACGUUGCAUCGCGGUCUCGAUAUCCUCAGGAAUCGAUUUCAUGUCAAGUGUUUACCAGAGAUUCGGACUUGCUUGCAAACAGUAGCAGGUGAGUUAUUAGAGCUGAAUGGUAGCAGGAAACGGUGUUUUCUUGAACAAUCACGUUUAGAGUCAACUUUGUAUGUUGAGGCAAAGGCAAUAAAAGGGAAGGCGCACAUCAAUUUGUUUGUCUUGAUCGUGCGGGAGCUGCAAAUGCUGCUCCAGACUCAGCUUCCUGAAAGUUGUUUGCUUGCUAUCGCAUCAUGUGAGAAUGCACAUCUAAUACCAAGUAUACUCGGCGACUUGGGCAUUCCUUACGAAUAUGAUGAUGAUGAAGAUCCUGAAGAAAUCACUGUUACAGAGAAUCGUCGUUACCGUCCCGGUAUGGAAGUUAUUCCCAGCCAUCUGGAGAUUAUCCGUCAAUCACCUCUCGGGUACAGGUUUAAUGUAGACGAAUGGGUAGCGUACGAGGUAGACAGCAACCGUUUUAUCUAUGCCGUCGUUCUUUAUCAAGCAUGCUGCGAGGACGACAUGGAGUCGGAGUUGGAGACACGUUACGGUAUUGAUGUGGGAGACGAAGAACCGGUAGUGGUUAGUGUUCUUUUAUUGUAUGCCUUCGUUAGGAAUACAGAGGUCGACUCCGAAGGUUGUGUGGUCUUGAGAGAUGAUUCACAACCCAGCAGUGGCUCCACUGCAGCUGCUGAUACUCCGACGACAUUAGAAGGCAAGAAGGAUUUGGUUAGGAGACAAAUGCAGGAGAUAUGGAAACUUCCUGCUUUGGACAGAAAAAGGGCAAUUCGGCGAAUGUAUUUGGAGUGGCAUCCCGAUAAAACGGACGAUCCUGAUGCUGAAGAAGUGUUCAAGUUUUUGCUAAACGAGAUCGAACGUUUCGAGAGAGGAGGUGAUAGUCAGUCAGAUGAUGUCUCGUACAGUAGGCACUACUCAAGCUGGAACUCGUUUGCUAAGCAGCACCGCAGACGUCAUCGAUCGUCGUCGUCGUACAGUUUCCCACCUCCUCCUACCUAUUAUUCUAGCUCUAGCUCUAGCAGUCAUUCUAGUUCUGGUCAUCGUCGACAGGGCGGCACCUCUGGUCCUAGUGAGACACAGCUGUUUCCCAAUCGAAUUCGAGGUCUUAUGUUUGUGGAGCAGGCAAAGGCAGAUCUCGGCGCAGCGGAGGCAUUGUUUUCUGCCGGUUCUGACGACUCACGAAGGUACGCUGCCGUCUGCUUCUUUUGCCACGAGGUUGUAGAGAAAGCCUUGAAAGGACUCUUGUUUAUAUUUCGAGGCAUUCCAGAGGAUCGUCGGAUAAAGCACAACAUUGGCUUUUUCCUUGGAGCGGGAGAUUUGCCCGGAUGUCCGAGCACUCUGAAGUGGAAUGCUUCAAUGAUUAGCGACAGUUACUACCUUGAUACUCGCUAUCCAGAUCGGGAAAACCGUGUUCCUGCUACCGUCUACUCUUGCCAAGACGCGGAAUAUGCUUUGAAUGGCGCAAGAGGAGUGAUAGAAGAUACCAGAAAUUUUCUUGGUGACAACGAUUAAUGUCAAUAUGGUGAAGACCUUCAUUAUUGAAAAACGUAUGUCUGUACAAGGUUUGGCGUUUUUACAGCGUAUUUUUUGUUAAAAUAUGUUGUAAUUGUAUGUUUGUUUAAUUAGUAUUUUGGGUGGUCUACUGCAUGGUAUGUAUGCAUGUCAAUGUGAAACUGAAUGUAUGUCUGCUGCAUUUGAUAUCUUUAAUUUUAAUUAUAGGUUAUUCUCUAUAAUCAAUAUUACUAUUUGACAGUG
Messenger RNA from Corticium candelabrum, 13530 nucleotides. Its product is annotated as sacsin-like. The transcript is spliced from 4 exons. Lineage: Eukaryota; Metazoa; Porifera; Homoscleromorpha; Homosclerophorida; Plakinidae. Gene Ontology annotation, molecular function: Hsp70 protein binding. The coding region runs from base 1 to 13287 and encodes 4428 amino acids. The record is from RefSeq and is a predicted model, not a curated record.